AUCCACCACUGAGAAGCGUCUGCGCAUUGCAGUUAUUGGUAGUGUUACUGCCACACUACUACUACAAUAAAAACUCAAAGUCGGCAACACCCACAAGCAUAUUACAAAAGUUAACUGAACUCAUACCAAAAACGUUAAGUGAGAGUAGUUAAGAGAGCGCCGAACUAUUGUUGCCAAUGCGCAUUACAGAUACGAACAACAUACACAUAUUUACAUAUCUACGUAUUUAAGUAUUUGACAACAUACAGAAGUAAAACAAAUAAGGAUACCGACAGUUUUGGUAACGCAAGUUUUGAACAUUUCACACGAAAUAAUCAACAAAUUCGAAGCCAAAUACAAAAUUGGCCAAUUUUUAUCUGUAGGAGAUCUUUCAACACAAAGCUUGAGUCAGAAAAAAGUCAAAAUAGCCGCAAUUGAGAGUGAACAAACAGCAAAUGGCGGUGAGAUGGCUUUCUCCCGCCACAACAUCGAAAAAAGGCGCCUCAUCGAAUUGGUGCGGCUGAAUUCGAUACUCUGGGAUUGUCGUUUGCCCCAUUACAAGCGUUCUGACAAGAAGAAGGCCCUUAAAUGGAACGAGUUAGGACGCGUUUUCGGCGUGAGUGGUGAGCGAGUGCAACGUACUUUCACAUCCUUGCGUGAAAUAUUUCGGCGUGAGUUGAAUCAUGAAAAAAUGCUGGGUGUGCGCUUCAAGUCCAAGUGGGAAUACUACGAUGCAAUGGCUUUUCUAAAGGAAGUUAUUAGAGAGCGAAAGUCUCGCGAGCGGAAUAAAACAUCCGCCGAUGCUAAUUUACCACAGCAACAACAACAACACAGCAAUAACAAUAGCAGCGCUAUCGAUGAAUAUCAAUAUUUCGCACCCAAUGAUCCCAACAAUCCAAAUAAUCAACCGCAAAUACAGAUAUCCGAACAACAGCAAGUGCAGCCUGCCUAUCCGCCAUUGCAACAGCAGCAGCAGCAACAACAAGUGGGCACCUUGCCUUUGCCAUCACAGCAGCAUCUUCCACAGUUACCACCGUCCAAUGUACCACAACCGACACAUGCACAACAAAAUUCAACUGCAACAGGUCCGCUUGACACACAACAGCAACAGCAUCUGCCGCAGUCAAUGCUAAGUAUGCAACCGGAUGUGGUCCUAGGCUUAAACGGUAAUGCGACCGCAACCCUUCACAAUCUUGGCAAUGGUAACGGUACAUUAGCUGGCAAUUCCAGACCACCUUCACAACAACAACAACAACAAUUACCGCCGCAACAGCCUCAGCGGCAUCAAUUUCCUCCACCUGGCAACCAAGCUCUAGUGGCCAUUUCCAGUUCGCGAUCUUCAUCUAGCUCACCGUCAAUUUACAUAAAAGAGGAGCCCGAUUCGCCGGACACACUCUCUCUUACCACCAUAACAAUCAACGAGCACGAUUCGUCGUACUUGGCCCGACAUGCCGAGACAAAAAACAAAAAUGCUCAAAGUGUCAACUCACAUGUCAAAGGUAGUAUGCCAAUCGGUAAUAGUAAAAACAAUGGUGCAAUACGUAAAUCGAAAUCGCACAUAGACCCCUCGUCAGCGAGUUUGAUCAUUGACGAGGACUUUGCUGGGCACGACGCCGAUUUGGAUGAUCUCGAUGAUCCUGAUGUGGAUAUGCUGGACGAUGGACGUCUUUCGCCAGCGAGCACCUACACCCUAGGCAUGGCGUCGAAGCCAAAUCGUCUUACGGCACGUGAAAUACUCUAUACCAAAUUUGGGGACUUCUUGGCCGCACGCCUGAAUACGCUUAAUGAGACUGUGGCUAACGAUUUAAUGAAUCGCAUACUACUCCUGAUCGCUGAAAAGUAAUGGAAUAGCUGUCACAGCGUUAUUCUACUCAGCAGAUUUCUAUAUUCUCGUUUUGUGUGUUAAUGACAGGCAUAUCUAGAUACUAAAUUACACAUUUUAGGGUCCAACAUAUCUCUUUAAAAUAAUUUUAGGAAGCCGGAUAACUCUGUGGAAUAGUCAUUUUAGGGCUUCAACAGAAUAUUGCCCAAUUGGUAGCAUUAUACUACUAUAUAUAUAUAUAUACAUUAUAUUGCAUGUGUGUGAGGGAAAUUUAUCCUGCAUGAGUCUGAAAUAAAACUAAAAGUCAUAUCAA
Rhagoletis pomonella (apple maggot) is the source of this 2114-nucleotide messenger RNA. RefSeq names its product putative mediator of RNA polymerase II transcription subunit 26. The transcript has 2 exons. Gene Ontology annotation, biological process: regulation of transcription by RNA polymerase II. The record is from RefSeq and is a predicted model, not a curated record. NCBI's taxonomy places the organism in Eukaryota, Metazoa, Arthropoda, Insecta, Diptera, Tephritidae. Gene Ontology annotation, cellular component: transcription regulator complex; nucleus. The coding region runs from base 446 to 1822 and encodes 458 amino acids.